Molecule: messenger RNA, 2158 nt
Organism: Engraulis encrasicolus (European anchovy)
Lineage: Eukaryota; Metazoa; Chordata; Actinopteri; Clupeiformes; Engraulidae
Gene: dnpep
Product: aspartyl aminopeptidase
Exons: 15
Coding region: 73-1494 (473 amino acids)
Biological process (GO): proteolysis
Molecular function (GO): aminopeptidase activity; zinc ion binding
Source: RefSeq, a predicted model, not a curated record
GCUUCCUUGAAAUUUCAUACCGUUCUUUCAUAGUCCGGCGGCUCAAGAGUUUUGAAGUCUGGUUAAACAUUGAUGCAGAAAUUAAUCAUGAGCUCGAAGGAAGCCGUGCAGACCGCUGCCAGAGAGUUCCUGCACUUCGUCAACCGUGGAGUGUCCCCCUACCACGUCGUGGAGGAGUGUAAGUCCCGUCUAGUGAAGGCAGGCUUCACUGAGCUCAAGGAGGCUGAGAAAUGGGACAUCAAGCCAUCCAACAAAUACUUUGUGACCCGGAACUACUCCACCAUCAUUGCCUUUGCGGUGGGUGGCCUCUACAAGCCUGGCAAUGGAUUCUCUAUGGUGGGAGCCCACACGGACAGCCCCUGCCUCAGGGUGAAGCCGCGCUCCAAGAAGACUAAGCAGGGUGUACUGCAGGUGGGUGUUGAGUGCUACGGAGGAGGCAUCUGGAACACCUGGUUCGACAGAGACCUCACCGUCGCCGGACGCGUCAUGGUCAAGAGUGAUGGUAAGCUACUGCAUCGUCUGGUGCAUAUUCCGCGACCCCUCCUGAGGAUUCCUCACCUGGCCAUUCACCUGCAGAGGGACAUCAACGACUCCUUCGGACCCAACAAGGAGAACCACCUAGUUCCGUUCUUGGCCACAGCUGUUCAGGAGGAGCUGGAGACUGGCUGCACCUCCACUGGAGACGCCUCUAACGCCGCCUCCUUCUGUGAGAAGCACCACCCGGCGCUGGUGCGUAUGCUGUGUGGAGAGCUGGGGGUUGAGGCUGACGCAGUGCUGGACUUCGAGCUCUGUCUGGCCGACACUCAGCCAGGGGCCAUUGGCGGUGUCUAUGAUGAGUUCAUCUUCUCCCCUCGUCUGGACAACCUCCACAGCUGCUACUGUGCUCUCAAGGCUCUGUGUGACUCCAGCAAUCCUGACUCUUUGGCCAAAGACACCAACAUCCGCCUGAUCGCUCUCUAUGACAACGAGGAGGUGGGGUCGGAGAGUGCCCAGGGUGCCCAGUCCAACCUGACGGAGCUGAUCCUGCGUCGCCUGGCCGACACCCCAGAGAACACCACAGCCUUCCAGCAGGCAGCCGCCCUGUCCUACAUGAUCAGCGCUGAUAUGGCACACGCUAUACACCCAAACUACCAAGAAAAACACGACGAGAACCACAGGCCUGCUUUCCAUAAGGGCCCUGUCAUCAAGUUCAACAGCAACCAGCGCUACGCCACCACCGCUGUCACUGCCUCCAUCCUGAGGGAGAUCGCUGAGCGGGUCGCCGUGCCCCUGCAGGACGUGAUGGUGAGGAACGACAGCCCGUGCGGAACCACCAUCGGGCCGAUCCUGUCGUCGCGUCUGGGAAUUCCGGUGCUGGAUCUGGGAGCCCCUCAGCUGUCCAUGCACUCCAUCAGGGAGAUGUGCUGCACCACCGGAGUACUGCAGACCACCACCCUGAUCAAGGGCUUCUUUGAGCUGUACCCCUUGGUGAGGAGCCAGGUGUUUGUGGACUAGAUCAGCGCAACUCAAACACUCCUGCAGCCGCCGAACAGACGAAGAGACGGGCAAUUAGGCAGAUGGACAGAUGGAUGAGAGACACACACACGCGCACGCACACACGCGCACACACACGCACACACACGCACACACACACUAACAAUCUCACACACACAAUCUCACGCACACACGCACGCGCACACAAUCUCACGCACACACACACAAUCUCACGCACACACACACAAUCUCACGCACACACACACACAAUCUCACGCACACACACACACAAUCUCACGCACACACGUGUGCGCACGGACACACACACACACAUGCACACAUAAAGAGAUAAAGACUGGUACACACACACGUUCUCACACACGCACACAUACAGUCACACACAGAGAGUGAGUAAGACACACACACACACACACACACACACACACACACACACACACACACACACACACACACACACACACACACACACACACACACACACACACACACACACACACACACACACACAGUCUUCAGAGUGUUUUCUGUUCUGUGCCUUGUGUUUCAGCAACACCCGUCAACUGUUGUCAGAGGCUAGACAGACGUGUGUGUCUCAUGAAGUGUGGAUGAUGAAUACCUGAUCCAUUUUUACCAGACUGCCGUAUUAAUAAACAACAUCUUUGCA